Molecule: messenger RNA, 1842 nt
Organism: Cuscuta epithymum
Lineage: Eukaryota; Viridiplantae; Streptophyta; Magnoliopsida; Solanales; Convolvulaceae
Source: the annotation of a GenBank genome assembly
GAAAGAGGGAGCCACAUAUUCCAAGGGAGAAGAGAAGAGAGAAGCUGGCCGCAGGAUUCGUUUUCCAGCCGAUAGGGUCUCUUGUUUGAUCCAUAACUUGAGCUUCACUCGUCCAAAUAAGGCGUAUGAUAUACCAAAAGAAAGCUCUCAAGACGAGGAAUCUGUGAAGGCCUGGUUUGCAGGAAUCGGAGUUGUGGAAGGCUUCCAAAUCGUCCGAGAAAAACGCAACCUCGCAGGAGAGGAUUUAAUCUUCUAAAGAAUCGAGUUAGCCGGAAAACACCCGUUCUAGGGGCUGUUUUCGUAUCAACGAUUAAGGGUUGAACUAGCACUUUGAGGAGGCUGUUUAACACUCAUAUUUGAGCAAGGAAUCAGUCCCAAAUCCACCUUGACCAAAGAUUUGACCAUUGGACCAAGAAGGGAAAGUUUAAAGCUCAAUUGAGGUUGAGGCUAGAGCUUGCUUCCUGUGCUCGUUGCUCGAGAGAUCAUCUAGGAGCGAAGACUUGGUUCGUGCUUCCUCCAUUCGGAUUUUAAACAUUAAUAAACAUGCUCAUGGAUAUUUUAUUAUAGAGCCUGCGUGCUCAUGAAUAGCCCUAUGUGGCCCUUUCGUUUUAAACAAUGUUUUCCGCUGCUUUAUGAAUUACUUAUUUUGUUGUUUAUGGAUGACUUAUGUGUGAAUGAUAUUCAUGACGCCUUGUAUAAUAUGAAUGUGUUGGACUGCGGUUGACUAUUCGUAUUGUACGGCGGGUUGUCGACGUGUCCGGGGAGGUCCGGGGCGUGACAAGCCGAAUCAAAGGGUACUUGGAUAACCAAUUCAGUAUCAAAGACUUGGGUACACUGAAGUAUUUCCUAGGAAUUGAGGUUGCUCGUUCUCCCGAAGGAUUUGUGUUAAGUCAACGCAAAUAUACACUUGAUAUCCUAGAAGAAAGCGGUCUUCUAGCCGCCCGACCCAGUCAAUUUCCAAUGGAACAAAAUUUGAAACUACGACCAAAUGAUGAUAGCCCACCUGUAAAUGCAUCCUCAUAUCGCCGCUUGAUCGGUCGCUUGUUGUACCUUACAGUCACUCGCCCCGACAUUGUCUUCUCUGUUAGCCAGCUUAGUCAAUUUCUCAGCCAGCCACACCAGUCUCAUUUUGAUGCCGCCAUACGAGUUCUUCGCUACUUAAAACAAACUCCGGGACAAGGAUUUUCUUAUCUGCGAAUAAUGAUUUCGGUUUAAAAGGUUAUUGUGAUGCUGACUGGGCAGGAUGCUCCUACACUAGUCGGUCUAGCACUGGAUAUUUUAUCACUCUCGGCGAUUCCCCGGUCUCUUGGAGGACUAAAAAAACAAUCUGUUGUUUCACGUUCUUCGGCAGAAGCAGAAUACCGUGCCAUGGUUGUCACAGUUAGUGAAAUUUUAUGGCUACGAUGGUUACUUCGAGAUCUAAGUAUUCCUCAAACAGGUCCUACACCCCUUUUCUGUGAUAAUCAAGCAGCUCGACACUUCGCACUCAACCCUGUUUUUCAUGAGCGUACCAAGCAUGUAGAAAUGGACUGUUUUUUUGUUCGUGAACGUGUUACUAGUGGAGAAAUCCAACCAUGUUGUAUCACUACAACACAUCAGAUUGCUGAUAUUUUUACUAAGGCGCUUGGCACUGAUCGUUUUCAGUUCCUCAGGAGCAAGUUGGGUGUUCGCAACCUUCACACGCCACCUUGAGGGGGAGUAUUGUGAGAUUAAUUACUAUUAAGAUUAUUUACCUCAUAUGAUUUGCGUACCAUGUGCGAUGUUUCCUUAUUAAUAAGUAUGUAUACAUGGGUACAUGUGAUGGAUGACCCAUGCAUUAUUCUCUCCUAUCAUUCACACCGC